Molecule: messenger RNA, 968 nt
Organism: Drosophila willistoni
Lineage: Eukaryota; Metazoa; Arthropoda; Insecta; Diptera; Drosophilidae
Product: probable RNA-binding protein 18
Exons: 4
Coding region: 174-893 (239 amino acids)
Molecular function (GO): RNA binding
Source: RefSeq, a predicted model, not a curated record
AACUUGUUUGCAUAAAAAAACUGAAAAUAAAUAGAAAUUUUUUUUGUUUUUACGCGAAAAUCAAUCAAUACAAACAUUAUCCUCAUACAUAUAUUGAAACGAUUCGAAGCAAACAUUACCAAGAUGUCCAAUGACCACCAAUAGCAGCUAAUCCUAAACCAAAGCCAAUUUUGAUGACCAACGACAGAAAAGGAAGCAAGAAAGCAAAAAAUAAAAAUAGUGAUAUUGACCACUUGACCAAAAUGGCAAGCAAAACAAACAAUACGGCAAGCUCCAGCUCUAACAAUAAUGAGGAAGAACAGAGACGCAUAUGGGUGGGCAAUCUGGAUGCACGAAUCACCGAGUUUCAACUACUCAAACUAAUGCAAAAAUGCGGCGCCAUUGAAAAGUUCGACAUGCUCUUUCAUAAGGGCGGUCCCCUAAUGGGUCAGUCCCGUGGCUACGCGUUUGUUACCUUUGCCCACAGUGAUGGUGCAACUCAGGCAUUACUGAAAUUGGAUGGCAGUCAGGUUGGCAGCCGUUCCAUAGCAGUGCGUCUGGCCAAAAAUAUCAAAUAUGAUGACCUGCAGAAACCCAAACCACGUCUAGAGAUACCCGCAUUGGGUACUGGUCGACGAGAAGAGAAGAUAAGCAAAACGGAGGCUAUAAGAGCUAUUGAGGCUAAACUGAAGCUUUUGGAGCGACAAACAGAUGAUAAUUUAGAACUCAACACCACUCAGAUGGGCCUGGGCGUGUCUUAUUCCACGGGUCGUGGCAGAAAUGACCAGCAACAUGGCCCUGUACCUUUCAUUCAACGUUACCAAUUCAACAAGGAGCGCGAGGAACGUGAUCGCAAAUCCUCAAAAUCUUCGGCUCCCUAUCAUAGGCAGCAACGACCUAAUCGACGGCGCUGAAAUAUUGCCAUUUGACCAGACGUCAAAACAAUCAAUCCGCACUCAUCCUCAUACCAUUAACAAUUAAUUUAUUAC